Molecule: messenger RNA, 597 nt
Organism: Aspergillus alliaceus
Lineage: Eukaryota; Fungi; Ascomycota; Eurotiomycetes; Eurotiales; Aspergillaceae
Product: 40S ribosomal protein eS10
Exons: 5
Coding region: 1-597 (198 amino acids)
Cellular component (GO): cytosolic small ribosomal subunit
Molecular function (GO): structural constituent of ribosome; RNA binding
Source: RefSeq, a predicted model, not a curated record
AUGUCGCGACUGUGGUCUGCUGUGAGGUCUGGUGUUGGUCGCUCCACUCGAUUCCGUUCAUCAUUUAAACCAACCACCACCCUCUUCGCGUUGUUAGAGCGAUUCCCCGAAGAGCGCCAGGAACUCGCAACAAUGCUUAUCCCCAAGGACGACCGCAAGAAGAUCCACGAGUACCUCUUCCGCGAGGGUGUGCUCGUGGCCAAGAAGGACUUCAACCUUCCCAAGCAUGGAGACAUUGACACCAAGAACCUCUACGUGAUCAAGGCCCUCCAGUCCCUCAACUCCCGUGGCUAUGUCAAGACCCAGUUCUCCUGGCAGUACUACUACUACACCCUCACCCCCGAGGGUCUUGACUACCUCCGUGAGUGGCUCCACCUCCCCGCUGAGGUUGUCCCUGCCACCCACAUCAAGCAGCAGCGUUCUCACGCUCCCCCCCGUGGCAUGAUGGGUGGUGAGGAGCGCGAGCGUCGUCCUCGUCCUACCCGUGAGGGUGGCUACCGCCGCCGUGACCAGGAGAAGGAGGGUGGUGCCCCUGGCGAGUUCGCCCCUAGCUUCCGUGGCGGAUUCGGUCGUGGCCGCCCUGCUCCCUCUGCUUAA